Nyctereutes procyonoides (raccoon dog) is the source of this 4868-nucleotide messenger RNA. It is a transcript of the gene ZFAT, whose product is annotated as zinc finger and AT-hook domain containing. The transcript has 18 exons. Gene Ontology annotation, molecular function: RNA polymerase II cis-regulatory region sequence-specific DNA binding; DNA-binding transcription factor activity, RNA polymerase II-specific. Gene Ontology annotation, biological process: regulation of DNA-templated transcription. The record is from RefSeq and is a predicted model, not a curated record. NCBI's taxonomy places the organism in Eukaryota, Metazoa, Chordata, Mammalia, Carnivora, Canidae. Bases 479 to 4171 code for a protein of 1230 amino acids.
CGGGGAGGCCCGAGGGAGCCGCUGCCGCCGCCGCCGCCGCCGCGCGCCAUGACGGACACGGCCGAGGCUGCCUUCUCGCCGCCGCCGCCGCCGCCGCGCCCCCUCCCCGCGGCGCUCCGGGCGGGCGGGCGGGCGGCCUCCCCGCGCGACCCCCGGCGCCCCCGCCCGGCCCCUCGGCGGGAGCCCGCCAGGUUGGUGGUGAAGGCUGUGUGAGAUGAUGAACGGGACGGGUGCGGAAAACUCAAGAAGGUUGGACCCACGUCGUCAUGUUCAUGUGUUUGGCUUCAUUUUCCCCUAUUUGGGCAGCAGCGAGAAGAUGCACCUCCACAGCAGCUCUCCCUGAUGAUCACAUUUCCUGGGCCUUGUGAAAGAACAGGAUGAAGGAGCAAGACACAAGGCCCCUGAGAAAUUCAAGAUGUGAUCCUAAAGCUCGACGUCCGUGGGCUUUUGCUGAGAUACAGAAAACACGGCUAUCUUCAUGUGCAAAUGUUGUAACCUUUUCUCACCCAACCAGUCAGAGCUGCUCUCCCACGUUUCUGAGAAGCACGCAGAAGAAGGGGUUAAUGUUGAUGAAAUCAUCAUUCCCCUCAGACCUCUGAGUACUCCUGAGCCCACCAACCCCAGCAAAAGCGGAGAUGAGUUUUUGGUCAUGAAGAGGAAGAGAGGCAGGCCCAAGGGGUCCACGAAGAAGCCCAGCGCCGAGGAGGAGCUUGCGGAGAGCAUCGUGGGUCCGAGCGAGGACAGUCCACCAGUCCCGGAGGAGGGGAGCAGUCUGGCCCCCGGCAGCUUGGAGUGCAGCAAGUGCUGCCGCAAGUUCUCCAACCCACGCCAGCUCAGAAAGCACAUCUGCAUCAUCGUGCUGAACCUGGACGAGGAGGACGGAGAAGCAGGUGACGAAUCUGACCUUGAACUGGAAAGGAAGUAUAAGGAAGAUGACCGAGAAAAGACCCCAAGAAGGCCGAGGACGCAGAGGACAGAGAAAGUCCAGAAGAUCCCCUCGGGAAAGGAGGCCGGGCAGAUUUCCGGAGUGAAGAAACCCAUCAUAAGUGUGGUUUUAACGGCCCACGAAGCUAUUCCAGGUGCCACCAAGAUUGUUCCAGUGGAGGCCGGGCCCCCGGAGACAGGCGCUGCAAACCCUGAGACCACCACGGCCGACCUGGCGCCUCGCAGAGGGUACCAGGAGUAUGCCAUUCAGCAGACACCCUAUGAGCAGCCCAUGAAGUCCAGCAGGCUAGGGCCCACUCAACUCAAGAUCUUCACAUGUGAGUACUGCAACAAGGUCUUCAAGUUCAAGCACUCGCUGCAGGCCCACCUGAGGAUCCACACCAAUGAGAAGCCCUACAAGUGCUCCCACUGCAGCUACGCCAGCGCCAUCAAGGCCAACCUGAACGUGCACCUGCGCAAACACACCGGUGAGAAGUUCGCCUGCGACUACUGCUCUUUCACCUGCCUGAGCAAAGGGCAUCUCAAAGUGCAUGUUGAGCGCGUGCACAAGAAGAUCAAGCAGCACUGCCGCUUCUGCAAGAAGAAGUACUCUGAUGUCAAGAACCUCAUCAAGCACAUCCGAGAUGCGCACGAUCCCCAGGACCAGAAGGUCAAGGAGGCCUUGGACGAGCUUUGCCUGAUGACCAGGGAGGGCAAGCGGCAGCUGCUUUACGACUGCCACAUCUGCGAGCGCAAGUUCAAGAAUGAGCUGGACCGCGACCGUCACAUGCUGGUGCACGGGGACAAGUGGCCCUUUGCCUGCGAGCUCUGUGGCCACGGGGCCACCAAGUACCAGGCGCUGGAGCUACACGUCAGGAAGCACCCCUUCGUGUAUGUCUGUGCCAUAUGCCUCAAGAAGUUUGUCAGUUCCAUCAGGCUGCGCUCCCACAUCCGCGAGGCCCAUGGGGCUGCACAGGAGACUGGGCUCUUCACCAGCUCCAUCAACCAGAGCUUCUGCCUCCUGGAGCCUGGCGGGGACAUCCAGCAAGAAGCCUUGGGGGGCCAGCUGCAGCUGGCAGAGGAGGAGUUUGUGUGCCAGGGGGUGAAUGCGCCCAAGGAGGCCGCCUGCCCUGCAGAUGCCCAGCCUGAGGAGGGACAGAAGGAGCCUGAGGCCUCUAUGGGAGAGCCUGCCCCACCUGUGCACGCAGCCACCCCCCAUCCCCAAAGUGCUGCCCUGCCACCCUGUGAGUCAGAAGCCACUGUGGACUCCUCGGACCCGCAUUCGUGUGCAGUGGUUUCCGAUGGGUUUUUGUUAAAGAGUGAUACCUCCUCCUCGGAGGCUCGCACUGCUCCCGAGGACACCUUGGAUGCCCCGCACGGAGCCUCCUCCCAGACUCAGGGCGAAGAAGUCACACCACUGCAGCCUGAGGCCAGAAGCACAGAGGCAAACCAGGAGACUCAGGGUGCCGAGAGCCCGCCGGGGUCGGGGCAGGAAGGGGCUGCCCUCCCAUCUGAGGGACCAGAUCCUGGUAGGUGCCUCGGCUCAGACGCAGCUGAGGCCUCACACCCUGCGCUGGCAGCAGAUGGAGGGGACGUGGCCCUGCCCCAGCCUGACUCGUGCACACCUGCCUCCGAGCACCGGGCCGGCAUCAGCGCGUUCAUGAAGAUCCUGGACGGUUUACAGAAGAGACGGAUGAACACUGGUCUGUGCGAGAGGAUCCGGAAGGUGUACGGGGACCUGGAGUGUGAAUACUGUGGCAAACUUUUUUGGUACCAGGUGCACUUUGACAUGCACGUGCGCACGCACACGCGGGAGCACCUGCACCACUGUUCUCAGUGCCAGUACUCCUCCAUCACCAAGAACUGCCUCAAGCGCCACGUUAUUCAGAAGCACAGCAACAUCUUGCUGAAGUGUCCCACCGACGGCUGCGACUACAACACUCCAGAUAAAUACAAGCUGCAGGCACAUCUGAAAGCUCACACGGAGCUGGAUAAAAGGAGUUAUUCUUGUCCAGUGUGUGAAAAGUCUUUUUCAGAAGACCGACUGAUAAAGUCGCACAUCAAGACCAACCAUCCCGAGGUGUCCAUGAGCACUAUUUCUGAGGUUCUCGGGAGGAGGGUUCAGCUGAAAGGUCUGAUUGGGAAGCGAGCCAUGAAGUGCCCGUACUGUGAUUUCUAUUUCAUGAAGAAUGGCUCAGAUCUCCAGCGUCAUAUCUGGGCUCACGAAGGUGUGAAACCCUUCAAAUGUUCUUUGUGCGAGUAUGCAACUCGAAGCAAGAGUAACCUCAAGGCUCAUAUGAAUCGUCAUAGCACUGAGAAAACUCACCUGUGUGACAUGUGUGGCAAGAAAUUCAAAUCAAAAGGGACGUUGAAAAGUCAUAAGCUCCUUCACACUGCUGACGGGAAGCAGUUUAAGUGCACAGUGUGUGACUACACGGCGGCCCAGAAGCCCCAGCUGCUGCGGCACAUGGAGCAGCACGCCUCCUUCAAGCCUUUCCGCUGUGCCCACUGCCAUUACUCCUGUAACAUAUCCGGCUCUCUGAAGCGGCACUACAACAGGAAGCACCCCAACGAGGAGUAUGCCAACGUGGGCACCGGGGAGUUGGCAGCCGACGCGCUCAUCCAGCAAGGUGGUUUGAAGUGUCCCGUGUGCAGCUUCGUAUAUGGCACCAAGUGGGAGUUCAACAGACACUUGAAGAACAAGCAUGGCCUGAAGUUGGUGGAGAAUGAAGGAGAUCCCAAAUGGGAGCCAGCAACAGAAACCCCCGAGGAGCCCUCCACCCAGUAUGUGCACAUCACAGAAGCCGAAGAGGACGUUCAGGGGACACAGGCAGCCGUGGCCGCGCUCCAGGACCUGAGAUACACUUCGGAGAGCGGUGACCGACUUGACCCUACAGCUGUGAACAUCCUCCAGCAGAUCAUCGAGCUGGGUACCGAGGCCCAUGAUGCCACAGCCGUGGCCUCCGUGGUUGCCAUGGCUCCAGGGACGGUGACUGUCGUGAAACAGGUAACGGACGAGGAGCCCAGCUCCAACCACACGGUCAUGAUCCAGGAGACCCUCCAGCAGGCCUCUGUGGAGCUGGCCGAGCAGCACCACCUGGUGGUGUCCUCUGAUGACGUGGAGGGCAUCGAGACGGUGACUGUCUACACUCAGGGCGGGGAGGCCUCGGAGUUCAUCGUCUACGUGCAGGAGGCCAUGCAGCCCAUGGAGGAGCAGGUCGUGGGGCCGCAGGCCCAGGAGCUCUAGAGGACACGCGGCGUCGGGUGGGUGCCACGCAGCCAGCCCGCCAGGCCCUCCGCAGAACGGCGCUCUCCGUGGCGCUUUCCUCCGCUGUUCCUGCCCAGGCGGCCACACAGGGCUCCUGGUCCUACUUGGGUGGGCAAGGCGAUUAGCAUCACCAGCAGAUACAGGAUCCCCACCUCCAGCACAAAUGCAUACCACCCCCCCCCCUUACUCUGUAUCCUCUGAUUCUGGGAAGACUUGAGCAUCCUCCUUCCACACGGCCCGCACCGCGUCGCCCCUUUGCUCCCAGGUUCAUAUGGGGCCCCAGUCCCCGUCAUCAUCUGCUCUGAAUCACACCCCAACUCCUUGACCCCGUCCAGGUGCCGAACUUCCGCUCCGCAGCCUGCUGAGAGGGAGCCAGUGGCACAGAGAAAGUGACCUUAUGGUUUUGAGUCAGCUCUUAGGGGAAAGAGGGGUGGGGGUGGUCCUGGCUUUAUCUACAAGAAUCUACUUCCCACCCCCCCAACCCCACCCAGGAUCAAGGGCACUUGUUACCUGAUGCGGUAACCACAACUGAUGACCCUCCCACUCCCAUGACAGGUGGGGUCUUAGCUUAUGUCUUAGAAAUCUUUUGCUUUUUUAAAAAAAAAAAUGCACUUUUUACUAUUCACCUCCCAUUUUGUGAGAUGUGGUGGAUAGAAUAAAGACCUUCUCUGCCUGA